Orycteropus afer afer is the source of this 1290-nucleotide messenger RNA. It is a transcript of the gene TNFRSF11B, whose product is annotated as TNF receptor superfamily member 11b. Gene Ontology annotation, molecular function: protein binding. The record is from RefSeq and is a predicted model, not a curated record. NCBI's taxonomy places the organism in Eukaryota, Metazoa, Chordata, Mammalia, Tubulidentata, Orycteropodidae. The coding region runs from base 1 to 1290 and encodes 429 amino acids. The transcript is spliced from 6 exons. Gene Ontology annotation, biological process: signal transduction.
AUGAGCGCACCGGCUGCAGAGACGCACCCGAGCGCUCGCCCGCCGCCGCCGCCGCCGCCUGAGGUUUCCCCGGACCACAAUGAACAAGUUGCUGUGCUGCGCGCUGGUGAAAUGUUCCUGGACCUCUCCAUUAAAUGGACCACACAGGAAACCUUUCCUCCCAAGUACCUUCAUUAUGACCCUGAAACCUCUCGUCAGCUGAUUUGUGACAAAUGUCCUCCCGGCACCUACCUAAAGCAGCACUGUACAGCAAGGUGGAAGACUGUGUGUGCCCCAUGCCCUGACCACUACUACACAGACAGCUGGCACACCAGUGACGAGUGUCUGUACUGCAGCCCCGUGUGCAAGGAGCUGCAGUACGUCAAGCAGGAGUGCAGUCGCACCCACAACCGUGUGUGUGAAUGCCAGGAAGGGCGCUACCUCGAGGUGGAGUUCUGCUUGAAGCACAGGAGCUGUCCACCUGGAUCUGGAGUGGUACAGGCUGGAACCCCGGAGCGGAAUACAGUUUGUAAAAGAUGUCCAGAUGGGUUCUUCUCGGAUGAGACAUCAUCUAAAGCACCCUGUAGAAAACACACAAAUUGCAGUGCAUUUGGUCUCCUGCUAAUUCAGAAAGGAAACGUGACGCAUGACAGUAUAUGUUCUGGAAACAGUGAAUCCACUCAAAAAUGCGGAAUAGAUAUCACCCUAUGCGAGGAAGCGUUCUUCAGAUUUGCUGUUCCUACAAAAUUUACCCCUAAUUGGCUCAGUGUCCUGGUGGACAAUUUGCCUGGCACCAAAGUCAAUGCAGAGAGUGUAGAGAGGAUAAAACGGCGACACAGCUCACAAGAACAGACUUUCCAGCUGCUGAAGUUAUGGAAACAUCAGAACAAAGACCAAGAUAUAGUCAAGAAGAUCAUCCAAGAUAUUGACCUCUGUGAAAACAAUGUGCAGCGGCACAUCGGGCACAGCAACCUCACCUUCGAGCAGCUGAGCAGCUUGAUGGACAGCUUGCCCGGGAAGAAAGUUGGAACGGAAGACAUCGAGAGAACAACAAAGGCAUGCAAAUCAAGUGAACAGAUACUGAAGCUGCUCAGCCUGUGGAGAAUGAAAAAUGGCGACCAAGACACCCUGAAGGGCCUGAUGCAUGGCCUGAAGCACAUGAAAGCGUACCACUUGCCCAAAACUGUCACUCAGAGUCUGAAGAAGACCAUCAGGUUCCUUCAUAGCUUCACAAUGUACAGAUUAUAUCAGAAGCUGUUUUUAGAAAUGAUAGGGAACCAGGUCCAAUCAGUGAAAAUAAGCUGCUUGUAA